AUGGCUGUAAGUGAUAAAACAGAAUCUUUAGAAGAUUUAUAUUAUAAAGAAGCUAAAGAAAUUGGAUUAACAAUCAUCAGAGAUAAAGCUAUUUGGGAACAUAAUAUUAACAAUUAUGAAGAAAUAAUGAAACUAGAAAAGAAUGAACGAAAACAACUAUAUUUCGUGCAAGGACUAAUUAGAUUUGAUGAUUUUUAUAUCCAUAUGGAAUUCGAGAAAUUUGGGGAGGAAUGA
This is a messenger RNA of Racocetra fulgida, 234 nucleotides long. The record is from the annotation of a GenBank genome assembly. Lineage: Eukaryota; Fungi; Glomeromycota; Glomeromycetes; Diversisporales; Gigasporaceae.